Messenger RNA from Asterias rubens (European starfish), 2373 nucleotides. Its product is annotated as cell wall adhesin EAP1-like. Lineage: Eukaryota; Metazoa; Echinodermata; Asteroidea; Forcipulatida; Asteriidae. The transcript has 5 exons. The record is from RefSeq and is a predicted model, not a curated record. Bases 853 to 2226 code for a protein of 457 amino acids.
UUUAACCUUCUUAAAAGAAGUAGAAGUUAAACAAGUUACUAGACCAAGCUCAGAAGUGGAAACGUGGAUGGUAACUUUGCUACUUCCGUGUUGUUGCAGUGCUCUAAUGAUUCGGGAUUGCGGGAACUGCUGUAUUGUACUUCUUAGGUCAUCAGCACCGCCAUUAUGUAUAUGUCUCGUGGCCGGUCUGCAGUUGGCAUUGGAACAACGUUUUCCUUUGAUUUCUAUGUGUUAUGAUGCAUGCAUGUAUUUUCCAUUGAUCAUUAUAAAAAAGAAGUCCAGAAGACUAUCGGUUUCAAUAACGUACACAUUAUUGCUAUACGUUAAGAUCUCUUUUGAGAUAAGCGUGUGUAUACGAAUUCGGAACUGAUGGACAACCGAUUUCCUUUCGUAUUUUUCAUUUGCAGAAAUCGGAAAUUUAGGUGCUCAAAAUCACAAUUUUUGUUAGUUUGUCUGCUUCAGGUGUGACGUCAUUCAGGUAAUUUGCCGUUAUAGUCUUUUGCUCAAUUUUGUAUGAGCAGAAAACGUUGGUUGACUUUGAAACUAUCGUGCACAGGGGUAAGAUUACGUUCUUUGCUGAUGGACACACACAAUUUUUGUUAAAUAUCGCUUUGGACUCACUAUAUAACUUUACGAGGUAUAACUCACAGUCGCAGGCUGUCGUCCCAAAACACGCUAUUUAUGUGUUUUGCAAAUUAAACUGCAAUGAGGUGAAAAGGCCCACUGGAUCACACCAGGAAGUUUGUCACAACUUGUUGAACCGUGCAGUUCAACAACGGCGACAACAACUUUGAUCACUUAUAUAAGUCAGUUUCACUGCACACGAACACGGAAACAAGUUUUGGUACCAUCAUGGGGCAGACGAUACCCACAACCCUGUACUUCGUUUUCUUCGCCAUCUUGACAGGGGGAUCAUGGACAAGCUGGCAUGUUGCAUCAGCUGCCACUACACAGGGGACGACAACGGAUUCUGCUACUACACAGUGGGUGACAACGGACUCUGCCACUACACAGGGGGCGACAACAGACCCUGCUACUACUACACAGGGGACGACAACGGAUCCUGUGACAACAGAAGUGGCGACAGCGAGUCAAACAACACAUGAUGCGACAACGGUUCCUGCGACAACAGACGAUGCGACAACUGGUUAUGUGACCACUCAUGAGACAACACCCAAUACUCAACUUGAGACAACAUCGGAUUCCGUGACUAAUCAUGAAACUACAUCCGUGACUCAUGAGACAGCAUCUGUGACCCCAAAGGUGACAACACCCGUGACUUUGGCAACAACCUCCACACCACCAGCUUUGGCGACCAUCAUUCUAGGAGUCAUUUUAGCACUAAUGUUUCUCAUCGUGAUUAUCGCAAUGGUACUUCUUUGGCACAGGGGAACUCUGCCGUCGUGGAUGACCAGAUCAAGAUCGAGGAGUCCAUCUGAUGUCGAGAUGCAAAAGACAGCCCCUGGCUCGCGGUCACCUGCUUCAACACCACUGGUUCAAAGUGGAGAGGACUCCGAAUACGCCGAGGUAAAUCCGAUUGAUCUCAAAACUGCUGCACAAGACGAUGACAUACACGUCUAUAGUAAUAUCGAAGUUAACCAGCAGAACCCGAGAGGUGUUCAACGGUACGUACCCCACAAGAAGGGACCAACCCCAGGGGUGUCGAACCAGCCUCCCGGGGGAAGCGAUCACACAGAUCCAUCUGAUGUCGAGAUGCAAAAGCAAGCCCCUGGCUCGCGGUCACCUGCUUCAACACCACUGGUUCAAAGUGGAGAGGACUCCGAAUACGCCGAGGUAAAUCCGAUUGAUCUCAAAACUGCUGCACAAGACGAUGACAUACACGUCUAUAGUAAUAUCGAAGUUAACCAGCAGAACCCGAGAGGUGUUCAACGGUACGUACCCCACAAGAAGGGACCAACCCCAGGGGUGUCGAACCAGCCUCCCGGGGGAAGCGACCACAAAGAUCCAUCUGAUGUCGAGAUGCAAACUUCAGCCCCUGACUCGCAGCUACCAGCUUCAAAUACCAGCGUCUAUAGCAAUAUCGAAGUCAACCAACAGCAACAAGGAGGUGUUCCACGGUCCGUAGCACAUAAGAAGAGACCAUCCCCACGGGUGCCCAGCCAGCCCGCCGCGGGAAGCGAUCGCAAACCACCGAAGCUGCCGACUAAAAGAACCGUGCAGCAAGACUUAGACCUGUACGUGAUUCCAGACGUAAAAAUUGGCUAGCACUUCGCAGCACUGCUAACGAGGAGGAUGCUACAGAUCACUUCUAAAGAAAGUUAAUUAUACCUUUGUCUUAAUCCUUAAAGGCACUGGACACUUCUGGCAAUUACUCAAACUAAUGUUAGCAACAACUUACUUGGUAAUGAGCAA